Molecule: messenger RNA, 4171 nt
Organism: Brienomyrus brachyistius
Lineage: Eukaryota; Metazoa; Chordata; Actinopteri; Osteoglossiformes; Mormyridae
Product: serine/threonine-protein kinase SIK2-like
Exons: 15
Coding region: 364-2877 (837 amino acids)
Biological process (GO): microtubule cytoskeleton organization; intracellular signal transduction; protein phosphorylation
Cellular component (GO): cytoplasm
Molecular function (GO): protein serine/threonine kinase activity; tau-protein kinase activity; ATP binding
Source: RefSeq, a predicted model, not a curated record
GGCUCUGACGUCAAUGUACGUCAGCCGGAGAACACGAUGCCUCCCGCGAGCCGACUCGCUUACUCUCGCUAAUAAAACUGAAAUAUUAUAGCCCUAUUGUAUUGGAAAGACUGGUGCGACGGACCGCGGCGCUCGCUGGUGUCCCGGUAUCUUCUCAUUGGACCGAGUGCUCCGACAACCUUCGAGCUGGCUUUGCGAGCGGGGAUCUUACUUUGUCUAUUUUUAUUAGACAUAUCCUAGCAGACGGCGUAUUUUUCGUCCGUCUUGGUUAAUCUUGAAGCCCAAGCCGUGGUGAAUCCCAUCUCGCUGAAGCUUCAUAAUACAACCCCCCCAUCCUCCGGUCCCCAGUUCCCCUGUAACAGCAUGGUCAUGGCUGACUGUCACCAAAAGCCGAUGCUUCGAACUCCGGUGCGAGUGGGAUUUUAUGACAUCGAGCGCACUUUGGGAAAGGGGAAUUUCGCAGUUGUCAAGCUGGCGAGACACCGCAUCACCAAAACCGAGGUUGCCAUCAAGAUCAUCGACAAGACGCAGCUGGAUGCCGUGAACCUGGAGAAGGUGUACCGGGAGGUGCAGAUCAUGAAAAUGCUGGACCAUCCGCACAUCAUCAAGCUGUACCAGGUCAUGGAAACCAGGAACAUGCUUUACCUCGUGACAGAAUAUGCCAGGAAUGGGGAGAUUUUUGACUACCUUGCCAGCCACGGGCGCUUGAGCGAGCCAGAGGCCCGGCGGAAAUUCUGGCAGAUCCUGUCCGCAGUGGAGUUCUGCCACAACCGGCACAUCGUCCACCGGGACCUGAAGGCCGAGAACCUGCUGCUGGACGGACACAUGAACAUCAAGAUCGCAGAUUUUGGGUUUGGGAACUUCUUCGAGCCAGGUGAGCCCCUGGCCACGUGGUGCGGCAGCCCCCCCUAUGCAGCUCCUGAGGUGUUUGAGGGCCAGCAGUAUGAAGGCCCCCAGCUUGACAUCUGGAGCAUGGGCGUGGUCUUGUACGUGCUGGUGUGUGGAGCGCUCCCUUUCGACGGCCCCUCCCUGCCCGUGCUGCGCCAGCGAGUGCUGGAGGGCCGCUUCCGGAUCCCCUACUUCAUGUCGGAAGACUGUGAGCACCUGAUCCGCCGCAUGCUGGUGCUGGACCCGGCUCGGCGGCUCUCGCUGGCUCAGAUCAAGGAGCAUCGCUGGAUGGUGCUGGAGGUGCCCGUGCAGCGCCCCCUGCAGUACCACCUGGGUGUGGCCGGCGAGAGCGAAGGAGGCGCGGCCGGCGUGGGGGGGUACAGCGAGCAGGUGCUGCGUCUCAUGCACGGCCUGGGCAUUGACCAGCACAAGACCGUUGAGUCCCUACAGAACAAAACGUAUAACCACUUUGCUGCCAUCUACUUCCUGCUGCUGGAGCGUCUGAAAGCUCACCGCUGCAGCUUCCCGGCUGAGCAGAGGCUGGAUGCCCGCCAGCGCCGACCCAGCACCAUCGCCGAGCAGACCGUGCUUAAGAGCAUGCGCUUGCUGCGGACCCCAGCCUCGGCGCCCCCAGUGACAGACACCUUCCCCUACCCACAAUGCCCCGGUCCAUCUGACCUGGGUCUGAUGGAAGAGGAUGUUGGCACACCCAAGGUCACUGGCUGCCUUCUGGACCCCCUGCCUCCCCCUGUGGUCCCCAGAAAAUCCAGUACAUCCUCGCCCAGCACCGUGAUGGGCACGUCUAUCGACGAGGGGAUCGAGACGGAGGAGCAGGACGCCGAGGAUGACGUGGCCCACGUGCUUGCUGCCUUCCAGAGCGCCCGCUUCGGCCAUCGGCGGCACACGCUGUCGGAGGUCACCACCCCAACUGGCGUCGUGGCAGCUGCAGGACGGCUGGCAGGCUUGGGCCACAACCCCUCUAUGGGCAGCAUGGAGUCCGAGUGCGACACCAGCUCCAUCCACAGCGAGCUAAGCCUCUUGGAGGACCCGCCGUCGCUAGGCGACCUGCCUCAGGCUGACUGCUCCUUCGCCCCCCGGGCCCUGGCCGACCCCCACGUACCGCCGCUCAGCCUGCAGUGGCGGGAGCUGCACAACCGCUCGCCUGUCUGCUUCAGGGAGGGCCGCCGGGCCUCCGACACCUCCCUUACCCAAGGCCUGGUGGCGUUCAGACAGCAUCUGCAAAAUCUGGCCCGGACCAAGGGGAUUCUGGAGCUGAACAAGGUCCAGAUGCUGUACCAGCAGAUGGGUUCUGGAGAGGAGGUCCUCAACAUGCACGGACUUUUGCCGCAGGAGCUGCUGGACCCCUCGCUUCUGGGCGACGCAUCCCAGCAGCUGGACGGCAUGGCCUCGUUCCCUGCCGAAGCCCCUCCCUCAACAAUGCCCCGCAGGCAGAGCUUGGAGACGCAGUAUCUGGCUCAGAGGCUGCAGAAAGCUAGCGUCAUGGCAAACAGCCCCAGCAGCUGCCAGAUGUUCUGCAAGGAGGCCCCACGGAGUCUGGAGCAGCAGCUGCAGGAGCACAGGCUGCAACAGAAGAGGCUCCAUCUGCAGAAGCAGUCUCAGCUACAGGGCUACUUCACUCAGAUGCAGAUAGGGGAGAGCUCCUACACACCAUGUUCCACCGUGGGCCCACAGGAGCUGCCCCCCCCGGCCCUCUGCCCUCUGCUGGAACCCGGUGUGAAGCCCAUGACCUACGACCCCUACACAGGGCAAUACUCUCAAUUCUGCUCAACCACACAGGACUACAGCUAUCCAACCUGUGAGGUCCUGCCAUACGGGGGGACGGGUCAGUGCCCCCUGGAACCCGGUCAGCCUCCUCCCCCUCCCCCUGUAGGCCUACCCCAGGCCCCAGCCACAGCCCAAGGGCCCUUUCUGGAGGUGGAGAUGAUGGAGACUGUUGAUUCGCAGCAAGGCUUUGUGUUGGUCAACUAGAACUAUGGGCGUGGGGGGGGGGGGGGGGGGGCGCUGUGGAGGAGACAAUGGAAUGCAGUUUUGCAGUUUUCGUGUUGCUACUACUACUCUGAAUAUUGUGUACCUCAAUCUCUUCUUUUAUUUUAAAACCAAAAUCCCACCCCCCUCAUUAAAUUGUACCACUGCGAAUGGUGCCCAGUCCCAGGCGGUGGAGGCAGUGGUGGGGCGGGCCCCUCACUUCAGCGAGUGCCUGCCCCCCCUCUCCCCGUGAUGGUGCAGAGCUGCUGCACGUGCUCAGUGGAGGUUGGACAAAGCCAUCCCACGGCGGACAGAGACUGCCGCACAUUCUGAGUGGGGUGGUGUCCUGGAUUGUGUGGCAAUACUUAAGCAAUAUACUUUUUUUUUCUAACUAAAAGGAACCUUAAGGCGUGUUAGGUUUCUGAAAGAAUGUUGUUCUUUUUAAAAACCUAAAGGAAUCUCAAAACGGUGCAACCGUCAGACAGCCCGCGUUAGAUUUUAACGAAAAAGACUCGUCCCGGCUUUUUGUUUUUCUCCCGAGACAAGCUAAAAUAUGGAAGGAGUUUAGUUUUUUUUGUGCACUUAAAUCUACUUGAAAGAAACUUACUGACUGCACACUACUUCCCUGGAAAAAUAGGGUGAAGAGAAUAAAGGAAAAUGGCCAAGGCCACCACUAGAAGACUGGGAAGGAAAAAAAUGCACUUUUUUUUUUCAAGGAAGUGGAAAGGAAAUAUAAAGGAACAGGAAGUCUGGGGCUGUGAAGAACGGUGGCCUGCAGGGACAAAUGACACGAACUGAGGUCUAACCGAACAGAUGUCUAACGAGGAGUCCGGAGACAUUUUCUGCUUCUGUCGCUUUGUGUAAAUUACACUGUAGCAGUUCCUGAACCUCCAUUCGGGAUUUAAUCCUCUAGUGAUGUUCCAUAUUUUUUUUUUUUAAUUUAAGAACUGAAUCGGUAUGGUUGGUUGUUCCUGAUUUGCUUUCGUUCUCCGUUUAUAGAAACAGGCAGCCCCAGUUUUCAUUAAGGUACGAAACCAAAGUUGCUCUUGGAGAUUUUCCCCGUCCGAUCCCACUGUGUGGGGCUUGGAUGGUUUGGGCUUCCUAACAUUGCUGUUUUGAUCAGUCAGUAUAUGCCGUCCUAAAGUAUUAUAGCAAUAUUUAAGUAUAUUAGUAUGAGGAAAAUAAGGGUAACUUUUCUCUGUAAUACCUACUGAAAGACACAGUCCUCUGCAUCGCCUCGUAUACCUUGUCGAUGUUGUACACACAUAAGCUAAUUUAAAAACAAAGGUUAAUUUCA